Messenger RNA from Encephalitozoon cuniculi GB-M1, 1428 nucleotides. RefSeq names its product serine C-palmitoyltransferase LCB2. Gene Ontology annotation, biological process: sphingosine biosynthetic process; ceramide biosynthetic process. Gene Ontology annotation, cellular component: serine palmitoyltransferase complex. The transcript has a single exon. The record is from RefSeq and is marked provisional. The coding region runs from base 1 to 1428 and encodes 475 amino acids. NCBI's taxonomy places the organism in Eukaryota, Fungi, Microsporidia, Unikaryonidae. Gene Ontology annotation, molecular function: pyridoxal phosphate binding; serine C-palmitoyltransferase activity.
AUGCUUGAGAACAAGAUUCCGCUACGCGUGAUGCUGGUCACAUAUCUGUCAUACCUGAUUGUUGUUCUGCUCGGCCACGCCAAGGAUACAUUUGGAAAGAUAUUCUUCCCCAAGGUAUAUAAGAAAUACAAACUGGACAACGGUAAGCCGCCUCUGUACAGCAGCUUUGAAAGCUUCUUCAGCCGUAGAAUAUUCAGGAGAGUUAGAGAUUGCUGGGAGAGGCCCAUUGUUGGAGUUCCAGGGAGGCAUGUGACGGUCAUGGAGAGGAUAUCCGACGACUAUAACGAAAGCUUCCGACUCACGGGAAGGAGGCUGAAGCUGCUCAAUUUCGGAUCCUACAACUACCUUGGAUUCAGCAGCAACAAGGGCCCUGUUGUGGAGAAGGUCGUCAAGGCUGUGUACAGGUAUCCCCUUGUGCUGGCGGCACCCGCAAGGGAGGUGGGAUGCUAUGACAUAGCCAGGGAGCUGGAGGAGGAGAUGGCAUCCUUCUUACAUCAGGAGGACUGCAUGGUGUUUUCCAUGGGAUAUGGCACGAACUCCUCAAACAUACCCGUGAUAUGCGAGGAGGAAACGCUCAUCCUGUCUGACGAGCUCAACCAUGCAUCGCUGAUAACGGGGGCAAAGAUCAGCAGAGGAGUCAUAAGGGUGUUUGAGCAUAACAACAUGGAGGACCUGGAGAGAAAGCUUGUUUUCAACAUCUCGCAGGGACAGCCUUUGACGCACAGGGCAUGGAAGAAGAUCAUAGUGAUUGUAGAGGGAAUAUACUCGAUGGAGGGAACGGUUGUGAAGCUGAGAAGGCUGGUUGAGUUGAAAAGAAAGUACAAGUUCUACAUAUUUGUCGACGAGGCACAUUCGAUAGGAGCACUGGGGGCCACCGGGAGGGGAGUCUGCGAGCAUACAGGGGUGGACUUCACAGAGGUUGACAUUCUGAUGGGGACGUUUACAAAGUCGUUUGGAGGCAUGGGAGGAUACAUAGCAGGCUCGAGAAAGCUGAUAACAUGGUUAAGGUUUUACAGCGAUAUGUCUCUUUAUGGAGACCAGCUACCUCCACUUGUGUGCUCGCAGGUGCUGGAAAGCCUGAGAUGCAUAAAGUUUACGGAGCUUGGAAGGAUGAAGAUCGAGAAGCUUAGGUCCAACACGGUGCUCAUGAGGCAGAGCCUUGUAAGUGCAGGGUUUUUCGUGCUUGGGGACGAGUUCUCGCCGGUGAUCCCUGUUCUGAUACUCUGUCCUGGAAAGGUAGCCGAGUUUUCAAGGCGCUGCAUGAGCGAGGGAAUCGGGGUCGUUGUUGUAGGGUAUCCAGCCACGCCUAUACUGACAAGCAGAGCCCGACUGUGUGUCUCUGCCUCGCACACCACAGAGGAUGUGAUGAGAGCAUUCGAGGUUAUCGAUAGGAUUGGAGAAGAGCUGGGGAUGAAGAUCUGCAAGUGA